This is a messenger RNA of Colletotrichum godetiae, 1088 nucleotides long. RefSeq names its product S-adenosyl-L-methionine-dependent methyltransferase. The transcript is spliced from 2 exons. Bases 305 to 991 code for a protein of 228 amino acids. NCBI's taxonomy places the organism in Eukaryota, Fungi, Ascomycota, Sordariomycetes, Glomerellales, Glomerellaceae. The record is from RefSeq and is a predicted model, not a curated record.
CCAAAAUAUCCGUGCUUCAGGACCUUUGACUAAGACAACGGAAACAUUUCGUAAAGUUUCCGAGAUCUUCUGGUAUAAAGGCAUCACAGUGAUAACAGCACCAGCACCUGCGUCUUUGCUACCAAUCAGCUCGCCUCGCACGAUCACAAUGUUGGCAAAUAUCCUGCUACCAUGGGUUUUCAUGGCCAUCUCCUUGGUCUACCUAUGGCUCACCAUCUUCAAACUCGCCAUCACCGGUGACGUCAAGACCCUGCUGUCCUAGUCCGCACUCAAAGAGGCCUGGUUCGGAGAGUUCUGGAAAUUCAUGGGGCCCAAAUCCAAAGCCAGAGGCGAGGACAAGGUCUUGCCACUCCUUGAGGGCCGGAUUCGAAAAGGGCGGGUUUCCGAAAGGGGGGCCAGCAAGCCCAUCGAGGGUGUUGUCCUCGAAAUUGGAGCUGGGAGCGGGAUGUGGACUGAAUCGCUCGCCACCGUCGUUCGAGCCGCCAAGGCCGAGUCUCGUGCAGCCCCGACCAAGAUCUAUGGCGUCGAGCCGAACCCGGUGUCCGCUGCAUCGCUGAAACGACGUGUGGAGGAGUUCGACUUGAAGGGAACUUAUCAGGUUGUGCCAGUGGGCAUUGAAGAUCUUCAAAAUGAGUCGGCCUGGGGCGGACGUAUCGAACCUGGUAGCGUCGACUGCAUCAUGACCGUUCAGUGUCUCUGCAGUAUUCCGGAGCCUGAGAAGAACAUACGGCUACUUUACAACUACCUGAAAAAAGGUGGUCGGUGGUAUGUCUUUGAGCAUGUCAAGGCGGAGCAAGGGCUACUCAUCCCCCUUUUUCAACGCUUCACGAACAUCUUCUGGGAGCACAUGAUGGGUUCUUGUCAACUGUGCCGGUCGACGGGGCAAACCUUGCAGAGUGUUGGCUCGUGGAGUGAGGUGGACUUGGCUCAGCCAGCGGGUGAGUCGAGUAGCGAUGUGAUCCCCCAUAUUGUGGGAGUCCUCACCAAGUAGUCGGUUGCGUAAACUACGUGACCACCUUGCUCUCAAGUGUAUUAUAUGCAACAACACAUUUUUCUUUCAUUCAAGAAUUUAAUUAUCAGGUCCUGAA